Rotaria sp. Silwood1 is the source of this 197-nucleotide messenger RNA. The record is from the annotation of a GenBank genome assembly. NCBI's taxonomy places the organism in Eukaryota, Metazoa, Rotifera, Eurotatoria, Philodinida, Philodinidae.
AUGGCUUCAAACGGUGAAGUUGAACGGCAAGUAGUUGGUCGAUUUGGAGAUAUUGGAUCAUUGUAUGAUAUUCGAACAGACAAACUGAAAGGCACCAACUUAUUUAAUCGAAAAUUACCAGAAGAAUUCGUCAACGUUAGCGAUUGUGCGGGGUGUGGGUGUGGGUGUGGGUGUGGGUGUGGGUGUGGGCGUGGGUG